Messenger RNA from Raphanus sativus (radish), 464 nucleotides. Its product is annotated as arabinogalactan protein 14-like. The transcript has a single exon. The record is from RefSeq and is a predicted model, not a curated record. NCBI's taxonomy places the organism in Eukaryota, Viridiplantae, Streptophyta, Magnoliopsida, Brassicales, Brassicaceae. Bases 154 to 336 code for a protein of 60 amino acids.
CGCGUUGGUGUAAAGUGACAUGUACACACUUGGCCUUUACAUGCCUACUCGUGUAUAUAAACACUAACAAAUGUAACUCACAAGUCACACCUCAAAAUCAAGAACAACAAUAAACACCAAACCUUCUCUAUCAUAUUAAAAAGAAUACUAACAAUGGAGGCAAUGAAGAUGAAGCUUUUUGUGGCGGUUUUGGUUGCGAUGAUAGCGUUCUCUGCGGUUCAACAUUCGGCUGCAGCGGUUGACGCUCCGGCCCCGAGCCCCUCCUCCGAUGCCUCCUCGUUUAUCCCUACUUUCUUUGCCUCCGUCGCCGUUCUGGCAUUUGGAUUACUCUUUUAAUAAGUUUUAUCUUUUUUCUUCUUAUUUUUAACUGAAUUAAAUAAAUCAAUUAAUCUAUGUCUAAGUCAUGUAUUGUUUGUGUCUCUUUGAAUUCUUGUAAUUGAUUAAUAUUGAGUUUGGUCUCUCUC